Molecule: messenger RNA, 3317 nt
Organism: Centropristis striata (black sea bass)
Lineage: Eukaryota; Metazoa; Chordata; Actinopteri; Perciformes; Serranidae
Gene: hspa4a
Product: heat shock protein 4a
Exons: 19
Coding region: 218-2731 (837 amino acids)
Biological process (GO): protein folding
Cellular component (GO): nucleus; cytosol
Molecular function (GO): ATP-dependent protein folding chaperone; ATP binding
Source: RefSeq, a predicted model, not a curated record
CAGUGAGACCACCUUGCUGCUGCAGCCUGCCAGCACAGAUCAGACACCGGUAAUAGUCAGCGGUGUGGAUUAUGACUAUAAGUAGCCAUAGUUAACACAGUACAAUACAACUACUUCUCUUGGCUUUUACAUCAUUUUUAAAGCUGUACGUCUGUUUUAUUUUUGUGAGUCGAACUGUAGAUAGCGUUAUAGCUAGAAGACAGUCGUAUCGCUGAAGAUGUCAGUGGUGGGAUUUGACUUGGGCUUCCAAAGCUGCUAUGUAGCUGUAGCCCGAGCCGGAGGGAUCGAGACAGUCGCUAAUGAGUACAGCGACAGAUGCACACCGUCAUUUGUAUCAUUUGGACCACGAAAUCGAUCUAUAGGAGCAGCUGCAAAGAGCCAGGUGGUGACCAACUGUCAGAACACGGUGCAGGGCUUUAAGCAGUUCCAUGGCAGGGCAUUUGCAGACCCCUAUGUCCAGUCAGCCAAUUCUAACUUGGUCUAUGACCUGGCACAGUUGCCCUCUGGAUCCACCGGUAUAAAAGUGAUGUACAUGGAGGAGGAGAGAGUGUUCAGCAUCGAGCAGGUCACUGGCAUGCUGCUGACCAAACUGAAGGAGACUGCUGAAAGUGCACUGAAGAAACCAGUUGCAGACUGUGUCAUCUCGGUCCCGAGUUAUUUCACUGACGCAGAUAGAAGGUCUGUCUUGGAUGCAGCUCAGAUCGCCGGCCUCAACUGUCUACGGCUAAUGAAUGAAACCACAGCAGUGACUCUGGCAUAUGGUAUCUACAAGCAGGACCUGCCAGCUCCAGAAGAGAAGCCCAGGAUAGUGGUGUUUGUGGACGUGGGCCACUCAGGUUACCAGGUGUCAGUUUGUGCCUUUAACAAGGGAAAGCUCAAGAUCCUGGCCACAGCGUUUGAUUCUGAGCUCGGCGGAAAGGAUUUUGACGCCAUCCUGGUCAACCAUUUCUGUGAGGAGUUUGGGAAAAAGUACAAGCUGGAUGUCAAGACCAAGCCCCGGGCCCUGGUCCGACUGCACCAAGAGUGCGAGAAGCUCAAGAAGCUAAUGAGUGCCAACUCCUCCGACCUGCCUCUCAACAUUGAGUGCUUCAUGAAUGACAUCGAUGUCUCCAGUAAGCUCAACAGAGGACAGUUUGAGGAGAUGUGUGCGGGGCUGCUGGCCAAAGUAGAGGGUCCCCUGCGCAGCGUCAUGGAACAAGCCAAGCUGAAAAGGGAAGAUAUCUACGCGGUGGAGAUCGUGGGCGGCGCCUCCAGAAUCCCCGCCAUUAAAGAGCGCAUCAGCAAAUUCUUCGGCAAAGAGCUGAGCACCACGCUGAACGCAGACGAGGCCGUGGCCAGAGGCUGUGCUCUGCAGUGUGCUAUCUUGUCACCAGCUUUCAAAGUCAGAGAGUUCUCCAUUACAGAUGUUGUCCCCUAUUCCAUCUCUCUGAAGUGGAAUUCAGCCGCAGAGGAGGGAUUGAGUGAUUGUGAGGUGUUCCCAAAGAACCAUGCAGCCCCGUUCUCCAAAGUUUUGACCUUCUACAGGAAAGAGCCCUUCAACCUUGAAGGCUACUACAACAACCCCAAGGAGCUGCCCUACCCUAACACCGCUAUAGGUCGGUUCCUGAUCCAAAAUGUGGUUCCUCAGGCCUCUGGGGAGUGUGCAAAGGUCAAAGUGAAAGUUCGGGUCAAUGUUCACGGCAUGUUCAGUGUAUCGAGUGCCUCGCUCAUAGAGGUUCUGAAAACAGCUGAGGGGGACGAGCCAAUGGAUACAGAGCAGACGGGGAAGGAGGAGGAGAACAAAAUGCAGGUGGACCAGGAGGAUCAGAAACAACAGACUGGAGACAACGGAGACAAGAAAUCAGAGGCUGAAGAGAUGGAGACAACAGACGACGGCAAGCCGGGGAAGAAGAACGACCAGCCCCCUCAGGCGAAGAAGCCCAAAGUCAAAACGAAGACAGUGGAUCUGCCCAUAGAGAACAGUUUGCACUGGCAGCUGCCCAAUGACGUACUAAAUCUGUUUGUGGAGAAUGAGGGUAAGAUGAUCAUGCAGGAUAAGCUGGAGAAGGAGAGGAAUGACGCAAAGAACAACGUGGAGGAGUACGUGUACGACAUGAGGGAUAAACUGCACGGCCUCCUGGAGAAGUUUGUGAAUGAAGCUGAUCGCGACACAUUCUCAUUAAAACUGGAGGACACAGAGAACUGGCUGUAUGAAGACGGAGAGGACCAACAGAAACAAGUUUACAUUGACAAACUGGCUGAGCUUAAGAAAAUGGGCCAGCCGAUUUGUGAGAGAUACAUGGAAGCCGAGGAGCGACCAAAAGCAUUUGAGGAGCUCGGCAGACAGAUUCAGAUGUACAUGAAAGUCAUUGAAUCUUACAAGGCAAAGGAUGAGCUGUACGAUCACCUGGAUGAGCUGGAGGUGAUGCGGGUGGACAAGCAGGUGAAGGAGGCCAUGGUCUGGCUGAACGGGAAGAUGAACCAGCAGAAUAACCAGGACCUCACUCUGGACCCAGUGAUCAAAGUCACAGAGAUCCAGGCCAAGACUAGGGAGCUGUAUACAGCCUGCAACCAGGUACUGUCCAAACCCAAGCCCAAGGUGGAGCCUCCUAAGGAGGAGAAGACAGAGAAUGGGCCAGUCAACGGGCAGGAGGGAACUAACGGCCAACCAUGCAACUCAGACAAAACCACAUCUACAGGCACGGAACAGGGAACAGCGGAGAACAAGCCCCCUGAAAUGGACAUUGACUAACUGUUGUGACUGUUUCACUUCUGUUUGUCCUGCCCCUGAUUCUGUCCUUCUGAGAUCUGUUUGUGACACAGAAGACACAGACAGCAGCAUCCCUGAUCAACGCUAUUUAUCAGUCAGCCUCCUUGGCAUGUCAUUUUUCCUUUUCUUUAAUGAAUACAAAAAUAUUGCAUAAUAUCAAUACUGACUGGACUACUUUUCAACAUAGAAGUUGUGCGCGUGGGGUGGAAACUGCUUUCUCCGUGUUGCUUUGAUGGCCAUUAUGUUAAAGAUUGUUUUGUUCAGCAGCAUCUCCUGAGCAUAUUUAAGCUAAGAAUGUCCGAAUUAAAGAAUUGUAAGCAAAGUGGCUAAGCAAAAAAAAAAUAGUAAUACACACAGGACUCAUGAAAAUGUAAAAUAUUGCGGUAUAUCUUUUACGGCAUAGGUACAGUGGUACAUGUAAACGAACAUGGAUUGUUCCAAGUUGUACAAGACAAAUAGUGCAUUUUUUUUCACCACAAAUAAUUGUAACUGCUGGAUUAUGAUGUAUUUAGUUUUAAAGGAAGAAAGGAGUUUUUGUUGCGUUUACUUGUACUAUAUGUUGAAAUUA